UGGUCGCUCUACUUUAGUGAGCUGUUGCUAAGCAGCUAAUAAUAGUCGUGUUUGCUGAGUAAUUUUUGCCCUUCUGGAACCAAUCAGAUGCGAGAAAAUCCGGCCAUCUGACAGCCCUAAAGGCGGGAUUUCGAUUAUUUUCGCUUUUACCCCUCCUCCUCUGUUUCCAAAUGGAGAGAGGUCUUUUUUCUCCUCUGUUGAAUCUCAGAGUUCGCGGUGUCGUGCGGCCCAAGGGAAGACCACAUAGAAGACACAGAAUGCUACGACCAUCGAACGUUCCAAGCCGCCGUUUUGUAGAUGGGAAUGGCUUUUUCCACUUUGCCGUUUAAGAUAAAUACAUUUUUUGAAGAGAAACGCUGAAUGUGCAAAGCGGUGGAGACCUCUGKAUCACGAAAUGUUGGGAUGGAAGGCGCAGACUUUGACUCGCCGUCUCCAACAGCAGUAUGAAGUACUUUACGGGUGUGAGAUCACCGAGAGUGAAACUGUGUUGCCUUGGGACAUUACCACACGCUUUCGGGGAAAUAUUAUAACGUGGAAAAGCAGAACCAGCGCGAAGUCUCCGCAACAUGGCCUCGGCUGCUAAUGCCUCAUCUGAGCAGGAAAACGGGGACCCCGAUCGGCCGAGGAUAACGCGGAGGAACAGGGGGAACUAUCGCUCAACAGCGCCUGAUUUGGAGUAUUUGCAGCGGCUAAGUUACUGCGAUGCAGCUUUCGCCUUGCAGCAAAUAUCCGAGGGGAAAGCGACUGGAAGAAAAGCACCGCUGUGGCUGAGAGCGAAGUUUCAGAGACUCUUGUUUAAAUUGGGCUGUUACAUACAAAAGAACUGUGGAAAGUUUUUGGUUGUGGGCCUAUUAGUAUUCGGAGCUUUCGCUGUUGGCUUACGGGCAGCUAAUCUGGAAACCGACGUGGAGAAACUCUGGGUAGAAGGACAAUGACCCAACACACCUCCAGGCUGUGUAAGGGCUA
Molecule: messenger RNA, 966 nt
Organism: Salvelinus sp. IW2-2015
Lineage: Eukaryota; Metazoa; Chordata; Actinopteri; Salmoniformes; Salmonidae
Product: protein patched homolog 1-like
Biological process (GO): negative regulation of smoothened signaling pathway
Cellular component (GO): plasma membrane
Molecular function (GO): smoothened binding; hedgehog receptor activity; hedgehog family protein binding
Source: RefSeq, a predicted model, not a curated record